AUGACACUCCGAAUACCCGAAAAAGGCUCUCCAAUCUCUUUGUCACAGACCUCAUCAAUCAAGAGUAUUCUACGAACACUAUGGCGACAAAGAAUAGUAGCAUUAAAAGCUAUUGCCCUUCUGUACAUCGUUGUGAGUCUGUUUGUUUUCACAACGAGUAUAUUAGGAUACCUUACUCGUCCAUCAAGGCCCAUAUAUCCCAACUUUCCAUUGACAAGGACUUAUGAUACAAAUGGAAGUUCGCCGUUAAACGAAAUGGAUACUUAUACUCGCUUUUAUAAAAUGCAUUCCAAAAUGUCCAGCGGAUUCACGAACAAUAUAAAGCAAUACCACAAACGAGCAAGCAAGAUACCAGAGAAAGAUGAUAUAACAGUUACUGCCUUUGUCACCGAGAAUCGUUUUGAAGAUCUAAAGAGACUAACUGAACUAUGGCAAGGCCCAAUAUCUGCAACAUUCCAUAUUUCAAGCGAAAGUUUAGAUGAAAACGAUCCGAUAGUUCAGCAAGCCUUUGACAAUCUGGACCAUUUCCUCAGUCAACAUCCAAUAGUCGCCAAAUAUGUCGACAUUCACGUAAUAGCCAACGUUGUUUCUUUCGAAAAACCGGAAAUGCUCGCUCGUCCCACCAACUUUCAUCUCAACGUCGCUCGUUUUUUCGCUCGUACCGAUUUUAUCUUUUAUCUCGAUCAUGAUACGUGGCCUACCACCAAGACGAGAGAAGAAAUACGGAGAUACAAGAAGUUGUUAUUAAAUAACGAUGUUAUUUCAGUGCCUACAUUUACAUAUAAAGUCGGAGCAACAAACCUGCAGAUUCCGCGAGCUAGAGAAGAUAUUAUUUCAAUGGUCAGGAGUGGUGAUUUGGGUUUACAGGAUGACGGAUGGGAGUUGAAUCGGGGGCCUACAUGUUAUGCAUCGUGGCAAAGAGGGAAAGUGUACAAAAUUGAUGAUUUUGAAGUCCAUUAUAGACCAAACUUUGUGUCAAAAAAAGACAAUACAGCACCAUGGUGUACAGAGCGGUUUGAUGACAACAAAGCUGCCUGUCUCUAUCAAAUGUAUAUUACUGGUUCUGAUAUCUGGGUUCUUCCCGAAACAUUUUUAAUUCGACAUAAUUUCAAUCCCAAAUCUCAUCUCCUCAGACCAAGCGAAUCUAAAUGGGCGAAAGCAAUAAAUUCUCGCUUGUACACUAAAUUUUAUCGUGAGGCGUGUGUACAUUACGCUCGCCAAUUCAUCUUUAAGGGCGAAUGGGACUCGCCACGUUCAAUACAUCUUAAACAAGAAUGUAACAGGGUAUUGACCAAUUGGGGAAAGGGACUAGUUGAUGCAUGA
Messenger RNA from Paraglomus brasilianum, 1323 nucleotides. The record is from the annotation of a GenBank genome assembly. Lineage: Eukaryota; Fungi; Glomeromycota; Glomeromycetes; Paraglomerales; Paraglomeraceae.